GAGAAUGGCGGGCACGGGUUUAGUGGCCGGAGAGGUUGUGGUGGAUGCUCUGCGGUACUUUGACCAAGGCUAUGAAGCGCCUGGGGUGCGGGAAGCGGCGGCGGCGCUAGUGGAGGAAGAAACUCGAAGAUACCGACCUACGAAGAACUACCUGAGCUACCUGACGGCGCCGGAUUAUUCUGCCUUUGAAACUGACAUAAUGAGAAAUGAAUUUGAAAGACUGGCAGCUCGACAACCAAUUGAAUUGCUCAGUAUGAAACGAUAUGAACUUCCAGCCCCUUCCUCAGGUCAGAAAAACGACAUUACUGCAUGGCAAGAAUGUGUAAACAAUUCUAUGGCCCAGUUAGAGCAUCAAGCAGUUCGAAUCGAAAAUCUAGAACUAAUGUCACAGCAUGGAUGCAAUGCCUGGAAAGUAUAUAAUGAAAAUCUAGUUCAUAUGAUUGAACACGCACAGAAAGAGCUCCAGAAGUUAAGGAAACAUAUUCAAGAUUUAAACUGGCAGCGAAAGAACAUGCAGCUCACUGCUGGAUCAAAAUUAAGAGAAAUGAAGUCAACUUGGGUAUCCCUGGUCAGUAAAAAUUAUGAGAUUGAAAGGACUAUUGUGCAAUUAGAAAAUGAAAUCUUUCAAAUGAAGCAGCAACAUGGAGAGGCAAACAAAGAAAAUAUCCAGCAAGACUUCUGAAAAGACAAAUUAAUUUGAUGGGUUGAAGGGACGGCAAGUUGGGCUUUCACAGAAGAUAGGCAUCUGAAGUAUGAAGGGCAACAGCAUCUUACAGAAAUCAAUUGUUAAAUGUUUAGAGGUCACAGUAUGUGGACUAU
Messenger RNA from Manis pentadactyla (Chinese pangolin), 819 nucleotides. Its product is annotated as pre-mRNA-splicing factor SPF27-like. The transcript has a single exon. NCBI's taxonomy places the organism in Eukaryota, Metazoa, Chordata, Mammalia, Pholidota, Manidae. Gene Ontology annotation, biological process: mRNA processing. The record is from RefSeq and is a predicted model, not a curated record. Gene Ontology annotation, cellular component: catalytic step 2 spliceosome; precatalytic spliceosome; Prp19 complex. The coding region runs from base 5 to 682 and encodes 225 amino acids.